CCGUAUGCUCCAUAAGAAUGAGGAAACGGGACGGCGUCACGACAAAAAGAAAGAGGGAAGGAAAAGGGCGUUAAGGGACCUGCUGGCUCACAGUCCCUACAGAAAGAGCACCGCGCUGUUGCAGCCAUGGUCGAUACCACGCCGGUCCAGAGCGCAACUGAGAGACCAGAGACGGAUUCAGACUCCAAUGGUCAUGCGCAGUACAUCGCCUUGUCCCUGGUGCCCGUCUUCUUCCUGCUCGGCCUUCUGGGAGUGCUCAUCUGCCACAUCCUGAAGCGCAAGGGUUACCGCUGCACCACUGAGGCCGAAGAUAAUGAGGCGCUGGCAGAUGCAGAGAAGGACCCCGAAUGUGCCGCAGAGCUGAACGACACCUUCAGUGAUGCCAACAAUGACACGCUGGGCCGUAUCGUUCACUGCAUCAUGAAGAAUGAAGCUAACUCUGAUGCUCUGACGGCUAUGGUGGCUGAUCACGGUGUUGAAUGUGAUAGGCCAACUACCCCAACCUCUCCUGUGUCACCUAGCGAGACAAAUACGCCGCUAUCCCCAGGGGCACCACUGGGGGCGCCCAAGCACACCUGCAGCCACCUGCACACGGUGGGAGGAGUGGCCGGUCAGAAGAGCAUCUGUAGCCGCUGUAACCAGAAGAAGUGGCCCCUGGUGAGGAGGCCAAGCCGGGGCCGUUCCUCAGGUCAGGUGACCGUGCUGUCAGUGGGCAGAUUCCGAGUGACGAAAUGUGACCCCAAAAGCACGAGGGAGAGGAGGUCCCUCCGCACAAGUGACCCGAACGGCUCCGUGCCGUCCUCUCCUACUGAGCUGAAGAGCAGAACCCCUUCAGAGUCCCAGGAAAAACAAGACAAAGGACCGAUUUAAGGAACCAAGAGGAACCCUGAAGAAGGAUCUGGAGGCCUCCCUCCCCUGUCCCCUAUGGAGAGGUGCUACAGUCAUUUAUGUACUUUAAUCCAAAAAUCAGGCAGAUGCGGUGAGGGAGACACUGCAGACCUGAGCGUGGGUCCUUUGCAGCUUCUCCCACAACGGCGCUGAUCCGCAGCGGGUCCGUGGACGGUGGUGACCUUGAUCCCAGGCUGCCACCCCCCGCUAAACCUUCGCCACCCCCCCCCCCCCCCCCCCCAAUGCCCCAAGUGUGGGCGGAGCCACAGACCAGCGAGCGGAGGGUCAUGUUACACCACGUUGGCCUCAAACAGCUGCUGCACAGCUGAAAACACAGAAAAGUAUUAGAGAGGAAGAAGAGGGAGAUGAAGGCAUCAUUGAUAUCAUGUCAUCAUGUCAUUACCAUAGACGGGUUUGUGUGAACGUUUUUCAAAGUCCAGCAAUAAGCACAGUUACACGGAACAAUGUUGGUCACACUGCAUGUCCAUCUAACCUAUAAUCACUGCAAUUAAAUUGUUGAGAAAGCACACUUUAAAUUUUUUUUUUUCUGAACUGAGCACAGAUUUACUGAACACUACUAUGUACUGGUUUACAGAUGCUUAGUAAUGACACUGUGUGUGUGUGUGUGUGUGUGUGUGUGUGUGUGUGUGUGUGUGUGUGUGUGUGUGUGUGUGUGUGUGUGUGUGUGUGUGUGUGUGUGUGUGUGUGUGUGUGUGUGUGUGUGUGUGUGUGUGAGAGAGAGAAGCCAUUUCCUUGGCUUCUUUAUGCUUGGCCCUGCCCUUAACACGCUAAAAAUUCUACAUCCCCACUGGGUAUACAGCUUCCAGCCACACCAAAGAACUCCACUCAGGGAGAUUCUACACUGCAACUCCUUUGUUAUCCAUCUGUCUUUUUGGCCCUCUAUGGCUUCCAUAGUUAAUUAGUUUAUUAUUAGCUUAUUCAAUAAAAAAAAGAACUCGAAAAAUGUUUAAAGUGGGGUUGGUGUGUUAAACCUCAAAUCAUGCACUAACAACUAUCUUAAUGAAAGGUUAUUAAGUACUGCUUUUAAGGACGCAAUGCAAAUGCAAGCGCCGAGUUAAGCUAGUGACCCUGCUGUCAUGGAUGAUGCUGUUUGGAUUCUGUGUGUAUUUGGAUGUUCACCGGGCGGAUAUGUCUCAGUUGGGGUGGGCACACACAUCUUGCACACUGUUUUUAAUACAGUUUUAGAACCUGUAUUUGAGAUUUGGUUUUAAGACUUCAGGAAAACCAAUAUUUGAUACUAAAAAAUUUCAAAAAUGAAGGGUUCCAGAUGUUUGUGCCCAUGCAGUGCCAUUCAGAUUUGAAUGAUUUUCUUUGUACUUGCAUUUUAGUUUCUUUGCAAUCUGCCCAGAUGCAGUAAACUGCACUGAAGUGGGGGAAUCUUGCUUUUAUUUGUAAAUUGUUGUAAACAUUUUCCAGGCUACAAGAAUACUACCUGUUUUGUUACGGUCCAACUGAAUAAAGCAAAAAUUUUAUGUGCUUUAUGGGAAAACAUUUUAUACAGCCACCCAGUUUUCUAAUGUCCCCAAAUUAUAAAAAAAUAUAUAUAUUUAUCAAUGCAUUUUGUUCAGAUGUUAAAUGUAUUCAGUGGUUUUAGGAAGGUGAAUGUGUCAGUUAUGUUUUUAAAGUUGUAAUUAAAAAAACCAUAAUCUUCAUGUAAGGUGUCAUCUGCUGAGCUUCUGUGGAAAGCCUUUACACAUUAAACAACUACUGGCCCCUU
Messenger RNA from Brienomyrus brachyistius, 2626 nucleotides. RefSeq names its product RELT like 1 (gene rell1). NCBI's taxonomy places the organism in Eukaryota, Metazoa, Chordata, Actinopteri, Osteoglossiformes, Mormyridae. Gene Ontology annotation, biological process: positive regulation of p38MAPK cascade. The transcript has 8 exons. The record is from RefSeq and is a predicted model, not a curated record. Gene Ontology annotation, cellular component: plasma membrane. The coding region runs from base 127 to 870 and encodes 247 amino acids.